AUGGACUCCGAAUUUCUCAUUGCCGGGGGCUUGGAGUGGUCUGAGGACGAUGAUACCAUGGCUUUCGCUGCACCUGCUCUCGAUGAGCCUGACUUAGAACCCCCUGUUCUAGAAGAGGUGUCGCCGGCCCCUUUGGCUCCCUGGAGGGAGCUGCAAAAGCAGCAGACUGAAAAAGAGAAGAAGGUAGCGGAAACGGGCCGUGAGUCCUCGGCUAGAGAUGCUUUGGUUCAAGAAGCAUUGGCUAAAGAGGCUUGGGAUCAAGAGGUUUGGGGGGAGGAGACCUGGGUCCAAGAGGCCUGUGAUGAAGAGGCCUGCGAUGAAGGGGUCUGGUCAGACGAUGAUUCGGACGUAGAGAUCUGGGAUCAAGAUUUCUUGUAG
Molecule: messenger RNA, 378 nt
Organism: Fusarium poae
Lineage: Eukaryota; Fungi; Ascomycota; Sordariomycetes; Hypocreales; Nectriaceae
Exons: 2
Coding region: 1-378 (125 amino acids)
Source: RefSeq, a predicted model, not a curated record